Molecule: messenger RNA, 996 nt
Organism: Boeremia exigua
Lineage: Eukaryota; Fungi; Ascomycota; Dothideomycetes; Pleosporales; Didymellaceae
Exons: 2
Coding region: 1-996 (331 amino acids)
Source: RefSeq, a predicted model, not a curated record
AUGUCCCACCUCACCAACCCGCGGACACACACCCGUCUUCCCGACCCCCUUCCCAUACAAACACGCAAACCGACCUACUCGCCCCUCACCAAGUCCCACAUACCCUCCUCCACCACCGCCACCGCCAGAGAUAUCAUCAUGAACAGAGAUGUAGUGACCAACCUCUCCCGCGCAAAACCCCUCGACGACGUGGGCGCACUGGAGACGCUGCGCAAACGCCGCACGCCGGUGCUGGUAUGUGCGCCAGAGGUGCGGUGGCGCUUUUCGCGGGACCUGGUGUCGGAGAUCAUGGAGACUGAGGAGACUGAGGCGGAGACGGCGGACGAGCGAAAUGGGGGAGAGCAGACGCAGAUGCAGACUGCAACUCCUUCGUGCAUAUCUCCACUGUUACUGUCGCGGUCGCAGCUAGAGUCGCCUGCGUCUUCGGUACAUCACUCGCUUCCGUCCCCACCAUUGUCGUCCGUAGUUCCGUCUCCGCCGCCCGCGGGCUCCGAGCCAGUAGCGGAAGAAGACGGCGAAUGGGCAGCGGUGGGCCGCGAGUGGGCCGCCCGGGCUGCGCGCGUCCAGCAGCUGCAGGAGGAGUAUCGGAUGUACCGCCCGCGGACGCUGGGAGCGGUGCUAGAGGAAGAUGAGGGUGCGGUGCAUGAGGGGGUUGUGGAGCGAGAGGCAAGGGAGUGUUUGUUGACUGUCGACGUGGAGACUGGGACCAGCUAUGGGGCGGUGUAUCCUCCUGGUAUAGGUGUUGAUGGGUAUGGGCCUGAGGUUGUGGACUACGAGAACUACAUCGAGAACGAGAACGAGGAGGAGUCACGCGACCCCUCACCACGCGAGGAGACGCGCGAGAAACCAAGUCCCGAUACCCUGACGGAAGAGAAGGGAGAUCGCUGUAUUGUGAUCCCACGUCUUCGAGAAGCGUUCGAGAGCCGAGGCUCGCAAACUACUUCCUUCUUCGACAUCGAGGAAAGAGCUCUGACAAACGAACUUCUGUUCGCCUGA